AUGCCUGCGCUAGUGGAUCUGCUGAAAAAACAUCGUGUCAAGUUGGUCGGCACACUGUUCGCCGCUCCACUCAGUAAGGAUGCUGGGAUUGGGGAGUGUCAGAAGCCAGAGCUGAGAGUUAUUGUCUACGGAAGUAUCAAUGACAAAGACGCGGUCGGGACUUGCUUAUCGGACGCAGGAAUGUACCUGCAACAUCCCACAAGCGUGGAGUAUGACUCCAGAUUCCCAUAUGUGAACCCACAGUAUCUUGUGCGACCUGGGGGUGAAAUGCCUCGAAUCGAUGAACUCAGGGUCUCCGACGAUGAGCAGGGCUCGCAGGUUUCGGAGAGGUUGAAUGAAGGGGUCAAGAGUGAGCUAUUCCGGAUCCUCGACACGGUUAACACCUAUGAGGGGUCCUAUGAAGCCUGCUCCAGUCCAAGGUUGGCGUCGAGGUUGAAACCUCACCAGGAAGUGGCCUUGGCAAUGAUGAUAGAAAGGGAAUCUGGACAAAUCGAUGGUCUGAAAUUUCCAUCCAUCUGGGAAGCGCUCGGGAACCACAGAUACCGACAUAGAAUCACGGGGACCAUCGACACAGACCCUAGACCGAUGCGUGGCGGAAUCCUCGCAGAUGACAUGGGCUUGGGCAAAACACUGAGUCUUCUAGCACUACUCUGCUGCUCCCUCGAUGCCAUAGAAUACCUACAGCCACCUCCCGACAGCCCUCGGACGACUCUGAUCGUCACACCGAAGACCACUAUUCUGGGAUGGGAGACACAGAUUAAAACACACAUCAAACAUAACCAACUUCGGUACUUCAUAUACCAUGGCGCAAAUCGAGGCAAAGUUAAACCUUCCCUGGUACGCGAGUACGAUAUUGUCAUUACAACAUAUGAAACCAUACGCCAGGGUUGGCGGACAAAGGAUGGUUUAAGCACAGAGACUUGGUAUCGCAUAGUUCUAGAUGAAGCACAUCGUAUCCGGAGCCGGUCGUCACAGGUGUUCAAGGCCGUGAGCUCCCUGAAAGCGCACGUUCGAUGGUGUCUCACCGGUACGCCAAUCCAAAACUCCAUUGACGACUAUGGUGCCCUCUUGAGCUUCAUGCAAAUGCCGGUCCUGGAGACCAAGUCCGCAUUUGAUUAUUGGAUUGCGUCGCCGGUGAAGCGUCAGCAACCGGGCUAUAUCCAGACACUCCAAGCGCUCGUGGCUGCCACAGCUUUCCGGCGGACCAAGAAGACGCUUGAUUCCGCCCUUCAGCUGCCCAAAAAGGUUGAAAGAACCGAAUUGGUUCACUUGACGGCCGCAGAUCGGGAGGUAUAUGACUAUUUCAAAGCGAAAGCAUCCAAGAAGGCAGCGGAGCUCUCUGGUGAGGCUCAGGAUCCUGGAAAACAAGCCGGUGUAGAUACGACCCUCGCACUGAUUAACAUCCUGCGGCUAAUAUGCGAUUAUGGUGAGCGCUUGCUACCUAAAUCCGCGCUCGAGCUAUGGCGCAACCGAGACAGACAUGUUGAUGAUGUUAUUGCCGCACCUUGGGAAAGAUGUCAAGUGUCUUCUUUGGGCUUAUCUCCGAAGGUGAUAGCAUUAGUGAAAAACUUGGAAAGGGAGCAACGAAGCACAUCGCGAUCAGGUUUGAUGCCUGCAAAAAGUGUGGUUUUUAGUCAGUGGACCAAGAUGCUCGACCUGAUGGUCCCGGUUCUCCACUCCAACAAAUAUGACUUCGUGCGGCUCGAUGGAGGAUCGAGUUUAGCAGAUCGCCAGCUAAUGAUCGAGCGAUUCACAAGGGACGAGAGCUGCACGGUAAUGCUGGCCAGCAUUGGCAGUGCCGGAGAAGGCAUCGACCUCACCGCAGCCAACUCCGUGCACAUUAUGGAGCCUCAUUGGAACCCAAUGCUAGAGGCGCAGGCAGUCGACAGGGUUCAUCGAAUAGGUCAAUCCCGUGAAGUUAUCGUUACAAGAUAUCUCACUGUCAACUCCAUUGAGGAUGUAUGUGUGACACUUACUUUUCCAUCAAAUUAUCAUACUGACGGGAUUGUAGUACGUUCGUUGGGUCCAAGAAGACAAGAUAGCAAUCAUUCAGCAGUCGUUAGCUUCCGUUCCAAAGUCACAGGCAGAGCUUGA
This is a messenger RNA of Aspergillus japonicus CBS 114.51, 2094 nucleotides long. RefSeq names its product DEAD/DEAH box helicase. The coding region runs from base 1 to 2094 and encodes 697 amino acids. The transcript is spliced from 10 exons. The record is from RefSeq and is a predicted model, not a curated record. Gene Ontology annotation, molecular function: ATP-dependent chromatin remodeler activity; ATP binding. Lineage: Eukaryota; Fungi; Ascomycota; Eurotiomycetes; Eurotiales; Aspergillaceae.